AUGGAGUCGGCUGGCGGCCCUUUCGGCACGCCGGGCGCUUGGGCACCGCUGUCAGCGCCGGACGAUUUGUUUCUUGAUGCACUGCCGAGCGCGAAUAUGCUACCACUCUCACAAAUGCCACUGCCAUCUGUCGAUGAGGCUCCUGCGCAAACGCAGGAAAAUGCUGCGCGCGUGUCGCUGCUUUCUUCGCAAUUUUAUGACGCGGUCGAUCCCGAUACAGGAUCUACAUACGAUGCGCUCGAUGCAUGGGUUGAGCCAGAAAAUGGUCAUAUGGCGCUAAGCCCCGAGCUUGCGCCGAUUGCACGAACGCCCCUACGGCUCCAUUCUGGUCUUCCCACACUCGACCAUUACGCCUCGCAUCUCCGCAUGGGUGGCUCGUUUGCCACAGAAAAUGCGCAAGAAGGGCCUGUGCAGGAUACGGGUACGGGGUUUCCCAUUGGCUCUGCCCUGGAAAUAGUUGGGCCACCGGGGGUGGGAAAAACUGCAUGGGCGCUGCAGAUGGCCGUCUCGGAGCGGCUCACGCAUACCAAGUACGGGAUCGAGGCUGCAUAUGAAGAUGUCGGCUGGCCAUCGCCACACGAGGCUUGCGAUUGUGCUAUAUUAGCCGAGUGGUUCGAAGCCAAUGUCGAGCCGUGGUGUGCCCAAGUCGUGCUGGUUGAUACCGAAGGCGGUAUGCCUUUGCAGCGCGUCUUGACCACGGUGCGUGCGAGCGUAGCGGCGCGGAUAGACAGCGACGCAGUCACCUCGCUUUUGGAACACUCCGCGGAUCGAGAAACACAAAGCGCGAUCCUUACGAAGUGUAUUGUACAUUCUGUCCUGCGUGGACUGCACCUGGUUCGCAUCGCAUCCCUCGGCGAGCUGCUUGCCUUUCUCGGCGUAGCGGCCAGCACUGUACUUAAAGUGCCGGGUCUUCCACCACGAACUUCGCUGCUUGUGCUUGACUCGAUUUCGUUUUGUCUUCCGCUGAGUACGACCAAGGACGAGCAGCGUCGGCGCACGGAUGCUAUGCUGCACAUGCUUUGUGCAUUGACGACAUUGCGAGAUAGUCGCAUCCCGGAGCACGAUAGGCUGUCAGUGAUUGUCACAUCGCAAAUGGCAACGCGCGUACCGGCAAAGGGCGGCACAGAGUCGACUAUGGUGCCUGCGCUGUUGAAUGCAGCUACGCCUGCAAUGCGCGGUACGUUUGAUACUUCUGUGUACGAUUGGGGCACGAGUAUUCUAGGGCGCAGUGCGUGGCGAUUUCUAUUAUCUUACCACGGCGUGCGGUCACAACGGUACGUUUCGAAAAGACGCUGA
Messenger RNA from Malassezia vespertilionis, 1296 nucleotides. RefSeq lists its product as uncharacterized. Gene Ontology annotation, biological process: reciprocal meiotic recombination; meiotic DNA recombinase assembly. NCBI's taxonomy places the organism in Eukaryota, Fungi, Basidiomycota, Malasseziomycetes, Malasseziales, Malasseziaceae. Gene Ontology annotation, molecular function: four-way junction DNA binding; crossover junction DNA endonuclease activity. Gene Ontology annotation, cellular component: replication fork; Rad51B-Rad51C-Rad51D-XRCC2 complex; Rad51C-XRCC3 complex. The transcript has a single exon. Bases 1 to 1296 code for a protein of 431 amino acids. The record is from RefSeq and is a predicted model, not a curated record.